CCUGGCUUACAUUAUACAGUGCUGAGACUGCCAUACUAAUUAGUACUGAACAAAGUGAAUGUAAAGGAGAGCUUUUGUUAUCCUGCCUACGGUUGCCAAUAUAAGCCUAUUUUUUCUGAAACCAUGUUCUUUAUGUUCAGUCCCUGUCAUUCCCAGUAAUGUUUUUUUGCCAGAAAGCACUGUUUGUGUAUACUCUGACGGUGUUGCCAUAACAACCUGGCAGAGUGGAUACUGCUCCAUUUGUCAUGGAGUAAAAAAAAAAAGUUUUAUUAUAGACACACAAGCUUAACAUAUUUCUCUAGAGAACUUGAAGAAGGAGCAGCAUAUUCAAAGUAAAGCGAGCAUGUAUUGUAAUCUGCACAUUGAGAUUCCCAGCUGUGCUCUCUAUAAAUACACCAAAAAACAUCUGAUUACUUGCUCACUUGCACUGCAGUUGCGUUCAGAGUGGAUAUGCUGUGUAGCAUUCUGGUCACAGUGUGAGGCUUACAAGCUACAUGCUGCACAACACCAAUACUCCUGCCUGCUGGGAUUGCACAAAGCAUGGAGUUCAAAACCAAUAGGACACAAGUGUACAAGCAGAACUGAAAACCGGCUUUUCUUCAGGGACACAAAAGAUAAAAUCGGUGGUUGGGAAAGCACAACAUGGCCACACCUAAUGCUGGAAUGUAGAGAGCAUUUAAAAAACAAAGCAUUGCUUGCUCAAUAUCAUAAAUAAUAGUCUAAUUCAGAUUAGCAAAUUCAGGAGAUUUAUAUAGGUCAGAUGAAAUCCGUUUAGAUAACAAAGGAAAGUUUGGACUGCAGAAGUGGCUUUAUGAUUUGAACCUUAUAUUAUAAAUUGCAAGGAAUCUCAGUUAUUAUAAAUGUAUUUAUAUUCAUUAUGUCAGUCACAUUUUGCUCUGUAAUAAACCAGAUAUUGGAAAUAGAUGUUUCAAUCUUAUAUCCAAACCACAAUAUAAUUAGCACACUGUAGCACAAUGCUUCUUUAGUGUUGUAUCUGCAUUACUGCCAGUGUGACAUUUACUGUGGUAAUAUAGCCCUAUUAUUUCCUGCUAAAUUCCUUAUAACAUCAAUGCAGGACAAAGGUUUGGGCUGUGUUUUUCAGAGGCCUACCACCUGUUAAAUUUCCCUCUUUCCCUUUUUACCCCCCACCCCCAAAGUCAGCUGGGAUGAAGGGGGCCCUUUUGUUCCAACAUAGUUCCCUGCAGGGUAGCCAAGCUCGUUCAAGUUGGAAUUUUCUUUCUCUCGCCUCUUGAUCGACGCCUUGGUGCAGAAAAUAACAUGGGAAACAACUUUCUUCAAUGGAUUCUGACGCUUUGCUUGUUUUACUCAGUGUCAGGUGAAGGUUGCUCCCUAAUCCUCAAGCCCUCCAGGGUGGUGGUGGGCUUUGGGGAGCCGGUGUCGGUCAGCUGUGAGGCCGCUCGCCCUGUACGUGUCCUGGGCUGGGAAUCGGCCAUCAGUGCUGCACACACCCAACAGGACCUGUCUGUCCAGUGGAAGGUAGAGAGUCUUAUUGACUGGAUAGAGGAGCCUAUCUGCUAUGGUGUGUUUUUCACAGCCCCGAGACAGUGUGAGGAGAAACUCAACCUCGUCCUCUACAAAACCCCAGAUAGUGUGUCCAUCAGGCCUGUGAACCACACUGGCCCCAUGGUGGAAGGAAAAGAGUACCAGCUGCUCUGCGAGGUUCAGAAUAUUGCUCCGGUUCAGUACCUCACCCUGAGGUGGUACAGAGGGCAGACUGAGGUUUACAACCAUUCCUUCACUGACCUCACAUCUUCCUCGCCUGUCCAAGUGUCCUCUAUCCUCGUAGUCACACCAACCAAAGCCGAGAAUGGAGCGCAGUACAGGUGUGUAGCAGUGCUGGAGCUCGGACCUGAGGGACCACAACCACCUCCUGCUGUGACCUCGGAGCCUCUUAAUGCCUCUGUGUACUUCCCCCCAACAUUCCUCAGUCCUGAACCAGAAGUUUUGGACUUUAUAGUGGGUGCUGAAGUGAGCUUGAACUGCACUGCCACAGGAAACCCCAUGCCUGUGUAUAGCUGGGAAUCCUCCCAUCACAUUCAGGAGAGGAUGGAGGAUGAAGCAGUUCUUUCCUCCUCCUCACUGCUCCCAGGGACUUACACCUGCACUGCCUCUAAUACACUGGAGAAGAAGAGCAAACAGUUCAUUGUCAAGGCCAAGACCAAAGGUGUUUGAAACAAGAGAUGUUGAGAUGGGAUCAGAUGACCACAUUGGACAAGCAAGGAAAAUUCAACUAAGGGGAUUUCACUAUUGCAGCUUUGGAGAUGGAAUUGACAAUGCAUUCAUGACUCAGCAGAUAUUUAUGAGGAUCUUGCCAUCAGGCAGAAUUAGAUCUCAUUUUACAAAAAGAUCUGAAUAUACUAUGUUUGGUAACUGUCAUUUAAUUUGUCUGUGUUUUCAGUAUUCUGUAUGAUAGAUUGGCGAUAUGGGAUAUAGCUCUCUUUUUAUGCUUUCCAUGUGAUAUCCUGUAUCUAAUUUAUAUAUAUUUUUUAGAUUUAUUUUCGUUUUAAUUACCAUGUAACAUUACAAAUGUGUAGUUACUCUUGAUAUAGCAAUGAUGACUACUUUAUCAUUAAUGUAUCAACUUUAAUACUGAAUGCUAAAGAUCAGCAGGCCAUUACUGUAAAUAUAAACCCUUUCUUGAUUUGCCUAUCUUUAUGAAUAAAAGUAAAAUGAAAAA
Molecule: messenger RNA, 2698 nt
Organism: Dicentrarchus labrax (European seabass)
Lineage: Eukaryota; Metazoa; Chordata; Actinopteri; Moronidae
Product: hemicentin-2
Exons: 5
Coding region: 1279-2193 (304 amino acids)
Biological process (GO): cell adhesion
Molecular function (GO): integrin binding
Source: RefSeq, a predicted model, not a curated record